This is a messenger RNA of Talpa occidentalis (Iberian mole), 3605 nucleotides long. RefSeq names its product TNF superfamily member 4 (gene TNFSF4). The coding region runs from base 325 to 888 and encodes 187 amino acids. The record is from RefSeq and is a predicted model, not a curated record. Gene Ontology annotation, cellular component: membrane. The transcript is spliced from 3 exons. NCBI's taxonomy places the organism in Eukaryota, Metazoa, Chordata, Mammalia, Eulipotyphla, Talpidae. Gene Ontology annotation, biological process: immune response. Gene Ontology annotation, molecular function: tumor necrosis factor receptor binding; cytokine activity.
AUGAGUGUCACUUCGCAGUCACUCAAAUCAGAACUGGAAUGCCACAAAAACAACUCCCUGUUAGCCCAGAGGAAAAAAAAAAAGAAAGAAAGUAAAGGGGAAAUUCAGAUUAGUCACAAAGAAGUUCCCCCGCCUGCCUGAAGAGCUGCAGCAUUAAAACUGAGAGAGUCCGUUCUGCUCUUUCAAUUGCUUCUUAUCUCUGGCGUUGGGGCUUACUGACUGUUUUCUGAUUGAUACACUUUGUUUUGCCCUCAGCUUCUCCUUUGCAGAGAAAGGUCAGUCCUUGCUCUUGCUCUCCUUUACCAUCCUUUUCAUCUUCCUUGCAUGCAGCCUGUGAAGAUGGAAGGGGGCCAGCCCCUGGAUGAGAAUCUGGAGAACGCACCCGGGAGGAGAUUCCCAAGUAACAAGCUAUGGCUGGUGGUCUCCGUGGUUCAGGGGCUGGGGCUGCUCCUGUGUCUCACGUACAUCUGCCAGCACUUCCUUUCUUACCAGGUGUCACCUCAGAAUCCUCCAGUUGAAAGUAUACAAGCACAAUUUACCAAGUGUGAAAACAAGAAAGGCUGCAUUAUCACAUCUACAAAUGGUAAAACCAUGAAGGUGCAAAAUAACUCAGUCAUCAUCAACUGUGAUGGGUUUUAUCUCAUCUCCCUCAAAGGUUUCUUUUCCCAGAAUAUCACUGUCAAGCUCCAUUACCGGGAAGGUGCGGACCCCCUCUUUUCUUACGAAAAUGUCAAGUCUGUCAACUCUGCCACAGUGGCCUACCUAGCAUACAAGGACAAAGUCUACUUUAAUGUGACCACUGACAAUGCCACCUGCGAAGACAUCCUAGUGAAUGGUGGGGAACUGAUUCUCAUUCAUCAAAGUCCUGGGGAAUUCUGUGUCAACUGAGGACAUCAUGGCCACACCUAAGCCAGGCCAAAGCACAAAGGCCGAGCUGGGGGUGGGCCAUAUACUGAGUCUUCCUUGUGAGUGGAGGAGUCUUCUCAGCUCAGCCUUCAUAAGUGGUGACACAGGAUGUGACCAGACACAGAUCCUUCCAAACACUCAGGGAUAUUUAAAACUUAUUUCACAUGCCAAUUAACUUUAUUUAUCCUCCUAUCUUCUAAGUGACCUAGCCCUCAUCCCUCACAAUUGCCUCAAGCUCAUUAGGCACCUUUGUGAGAAAAAGAAAAUCAGUGCCUCUUCCUCAAGACACAUUGCUUCUAUUAGUCAGGAAAUUGUCAUAAUAAACCGACUUACUGAAAAAGACAUGUGACAACUAUUGCUAGAAAUUUGACAUCUGGCUUGUCAAAAUGAAGUGGAGCAGGAGCAGGAGCAGGAGCAGGAGUUAGAAACCUGUCAAGAUGGUGAGGACUGAUCCUUGGGAACUAAAGCUGCAUCUCCAAGAUGAACUUCGUUGCAGUUUGCAUGUUGCCGAAAUACCUCUCUCAUUUGGUGAACUCACAAGAAGAAAACUUGUGAACCGUUGUCAGGAUUUGAUGAAGAGAGCUGGCUAAGGAAUUGUCUGUGUUCUGAGCAUUUUUCUUUACCACUAUAUGCUUUCGCAGCCUCCACAUGUUCUUAAUAGAAGUUUCCCUUCAAAGAAUCCUUUGAGGGGCUGUGAUGCAAUGAAAAAUUGACUCAGUGUUUUAAGGGAAACUAUGAGGAAUUUUUGCAAGUUGGGAGAGUAAGUUAAUUUAUUCUGGAGGUUAUCGCUAUUUUGUAGGAAAACAGUUAAACUGAACCGCUCAGGGUAAAAGUCAAUAGGAAUUCAGUCUUGGGAGGAAAACACAUUCUUUGCCAUAGGUAGGCAAGCAACACCUGUGCACCCUAGUGCACCCACUCUGUCUCAUACCUUGUGUACGUCUGCCCACACUGCUAGUUUCAAAACAUGAAGCAAUUCUAUUAUCAAAUGCAACUUUAUUUCAAAAGAAGCUAUUAUAUCUGAUGAAAAAUAAUGAUCUGUCUAGAAAACCAUAAUAUCACAUGUGACUUCAUAUUAAUAAUUGAGACUAGAAGGUCCAAUAAACAUCUGAAACUUUCAAAGGAGUAAGAUCCAUUGUGUUUAAUUUAAAUGUUCCACUUAAUGUACGAAGUUUAAGACAUUGUGGAGAAAUGUGAUUCUUCCUAAGUCAAAUUUCCAGGUGGUUUGUAAGUUUUCUGUGUUGAAACCCUUACAAAUUAAGAUUUUUGAUCAAAUUUCUUUCAUGGUAACAAAUGCUUCCCAGUAAUUUAAAUUAGAGUACAUGACACAUCGUAGAAUCUUUCUGGGUGCUUCUGUCACCGAAGUAAUUCUACUGCGCUCAGCACAUUGUAUCUUCAGGAUCUCCAGAAAGUUGAAAGGCAGUUUGCUCCUACACUAAAUGGUCUCAAUUACACUUAGAUUUUUGUGUUCUGUUUGUUUUCUAGCUCCUCUUAAGUGUCUCUCUAUCUCCAACAAUAUCCCCCCCCCCUUCUAUUUUAAUAUGUUAUGGAGAGAAGCUAAAUAAACUUGUUAAAUACAAGAAAGCUAAGUAAAAUAAACUGUGUGUAAGUAAGAAUAAUAAAGCUCUAAGUGACUGCCAACACACACACAUAAUCAUACUUUGAGUUAAACAUUCAUGAAGUAUCUAUUGUGGAACAGGCUUUGGGAGAAGUGCUUUGCAUAAAUUGCUCUGAGCAAGAUAUUCUAUCAUAUUUGUUUUGACGACUUAGAGGAUUUAAAUAUGUGUGUGUAUGCUUCUUUGUUAUUGACUAUGUUCAUCAAAGUUCCAAUUACUGGAUGAUGGGUAACUAUUAUAUAAAUGUUUAUGAUUAUAGAUAAUAUUUAAGAAAGUAUGUUUACUUUUUCAAGUUUGGAAUUUCUAAUUUUAUUCCUCCCGGACAUGCUCUUCCAGACCUAAAUGUAAUUAUUCUUCAGGUUUGUUUUAGUGUCACUGCCCCUCCUCAUGUGUGCCACCUUCCUUGGGUAUACCUGGUCCUGUUCCCAGCCAGUCCUUUCUUAGCUGUACAGGAAUGUUUCUGCCAUGCACCAACCUCAUUCCCUCACUCUCCACCCAUUAAAAUAUGCUUGUCUCCGUCAUCCCUUCAAAGUGGUAACUAACCCUUCUCUGGACACAGCAGAGUUUUGUGGAAAGAGAAAUGAAUGAGAAGUCAGGAGAUUGGACUGAUUUUGGCUCAGUCAUUAACUAGCCAAGUCCUUUGGGCAAGUCAUUUCCCAUUUGUGGAUCCUACUUUCCUCCUUUGUUCAAUGAUCAUUUUAGACUCUUACACUUACAGUGAUAACUGUGAAUGUACGUACUAAGUAGCAGUGUACUGGUUGCUCUGAGUCAAAAAUGUGUAAAGUUCUCUUUUUUUAUGGAUAUAUAUUGAUAUAUUUUUCUUUGAACAACUAACAUCUUCCCUCUGCCUACUUGGUGACUCCUUGAAGAGCAGCUACCACUUUACUUAGUGACUUUCUAUUUUGGGAAUAUCUUAAGGGAUUCCAAUCUUGGUUCAAAUCAUAAUUUGUUCUUAAGCCAACUGGGCAGGUCCCUAAUUUUAAGCAAUCAUUUCAUAUUUAGUUAUUUCCUGGCUCCCAGAGAGUCUUAAUAUUGAUAUUAAUAAUAUAGCUAAUAAUAAUAUUCAUAUUUACAUGGAAACAAAUA